Molecule: messenger RNA, 4743 nt
Organism: Trypanosoma cruzi
Lineage: Eukaryota; Euglenozoa; Kinetoplastea; Trypanosomatida; Trypanosomatidae
Exons: 1
Coding region: 1-4743 (1580 amino acids)
Source: RefSeq, a predicted model, not a curated record
AUGACUACUGCUCAAUCCCGUGCAGCAUCGUCGGCAGCUGCGUCGUCAGCAUCGUCAUUGUCAGCAACAACGAUGAGCAGCACCGUGUGCUGCACUUCUUGCACUCCUGACGACACGCCACUGCAGGCGAUACGUUACUUCCCAACCUCCACGUCCAGAAUGGAUGCCGAUAGCGCCGAUGAUAUCAGGGGCCGUGGGUCCAGAAAAAACAAACAAGAUGCGGAAGGGAAAAGGCAGGUGCAAGGGGAUUUUUCCCAUGUGAAAUUGAAGUAUUCCGAAUCUUUUGACGCAUACGAAGACGACGUUGAAGAAGACGGAAGUCACCUCCACCGCCACCGUCAGCAACAACAACAACAACAGCAGCAAAAUUCUAGCGAAUUCCUUUUGAGCGUUGGAACUGGCAUGAGUGCGGGACGAUUACAGGUGCGAUGCGACAAAUGUUUUCAGUCAGGAAUUGGUCGUUCCAGUACGUCGAACUUCGUUGAUUGGAAACAGCAGCAGGAGAAUAAGAAGGAGCCACGUUGUGAGGAGCCGAAAGAUCUUGUGACAUCGGCAUUAUCAUCCCAGGUGUGGAGGUAUGAAGCGCCUGAUUCCCACACCAACAGUCUUGAAGGAAAGGUUAGCACGUCGUUGAAGUGUGGGAGGAACGAGAGUGCCUCAUUGGGAGUAUGUCGGUGGAAUGAUCGCAGUAAUCAUGUUGCAUGGCGGUGUUCAGAUGACGGAAAUAAUGAAACCGUCAACAGCUGGGGAGAGAAAACAUCACUACUUCUAAAUUCACAGAAGAAGUCAUGUGUAGCACCAACGUCCCCAAACAUGCAAGGUGUGAAGAUGGAACUUUGCAGCCUCCAUGGCGUGUAUAGAGAAAGGGAGGAAGAGCAGCAGCAGCAACAUUUCCUUUUUUCCUCACACACGAUGAAUGAUGGAUUUGAAACUUCGCAUGUUGACAGCGUCAAGGGGCGAUGGUUACGAUGGAGAAGAAAAUCAAAGUCCUUCGCGGGAGCAGGUGUCCAAACCGAUUCCAUGGCAUUGACGGAGUCAACAAGAAUAAGGGAAGCUGUAGGCAUUGGGUAUUUGUUGGGCGAUCAUGCGCCGCGCAUGGGCGACAUGUUGCGGCUGUUUUUUGUUCCCGGAACGAUUGAUUUGGAGGAGCGUGAAGUGCAACGAUGGAUCUGCAGCGUAAAUCGGACCCGUCGGCACGGUGUUCUCCUGCCCGAACUGCAGGGUAUUGAUGCGGGGGCACAAUUUCAGGAGUUCACCCAACCAAAAACGGCUUAUAUGAGCGGCGAAGCAGCGGAAGUAAAUUCGGGUUUCGUCUCCUCACCACCAGCCAUGGCAGCUGCGGCGGAGACAAGGCGAGGGCAAAUGGAGAAUUUAUCGGUUAGCAGUGCUGCCGCUUAUGUGUAUACGCGGCAGAAGGAAGUUGAGUCCAUUAGUUUGGACCCUGCAAGGGUACCCGGCAGCUUUCUUGAAGAUAGGGAAAAACUAGAUGCAUAUUGGGCGAGAGAUGAAAGCGGCAGAAGUAAUAGUGAUAAUUCGGAUGACCAGAUGAGUGGGAUGAAGCAGCACUCACGGUAUUGGAGUAACGAUUGGAGAAAAUACUCCAUGGAGGCAUAUGCUAUGGAAAUAUGUUCAAUGGCAUCAUGUAGUUCUGUGCAACAAAACAUUGACAACUGUUCUGUUAGUAGUGAGAAUAGGAAUUAUGACAACGGUACUUCUUUGGCGCCUUCGUCCUUGAGAAACAACUCUAAAAAAGAUGAAGAAAAGGCAUUUGGCAUGCGAUGUCUACAUGGAGGAAACGACGGCGCUUAUUAUUGCAACGAUCAUGAUUAUCAAAAAGAAAAAAAAAAAGGAAAAUUUAUGACAAAUGAUAAACGACCUGCAAUGGACGGUGCAUCGGCUUGGGAGAGAGGAAUUAUGAGUGAUGAUGGUCGUGGCAUAGGCAAUGACGAUAGGGAUACCCGUGUAAAUCAACAAUGUAGAGUGAAAGUCUGUAUUGCUGCUCUUAAAUCACAUUUUGUUAUCAUGGCAACUUUCAUGCCGCUGGCGUUGUUUAUUGGACUUUCGGUACUUACUUCCGCCAUCGUUAUCUCAGGCCUUCUUGUGGUGGUGGUGGCGUUGCUGCUUGGUGUACUGGUGUACCGGCAUAUCGUGGCACUUUACUCCUUGUGUUUUUCCAAGAACUUGUGGCCCACCAUUCCAUUGGGUUGCAGCAGGGGACAUAAUAAUGAACGACGCCGUAGCCUUGACGCGUCCCCUGAUGGCAGUUGGUUGCUCAUGUCCCCGAGUCUUCUUGAACUCACGCAUCGUUUUGGUGGACGGUGGAUGUACCUCCUGACGAAACUGUUGUACAUGGGAGCACUGCUUGCCGCGGCUAUCUUAUUUAUGUCCUUUGGUUUUACGCUGACCGGUGGCGCAGCGGCAAUCAUUUGCACCUUGUGGGAUCACUCGACGUUUGAAACCCUUUCCAUGAUGGAAUCAUCGCAGGGAUGUCAACUUGGACCCAAACCUCGAUUUCUGGUUCUGUUCCCAUUUCUCGCCCUCGCUGUAUGCUUUGCAGGCCCAACUGCCGCACGUAGCCGUUUGUGUUGGUGGGAAACAGGCAUCUUUAAACUUGUUUCCCUGACCGUCUUUGGGCUUCUUUUCUUUACAAUGCUUACGGUGCAAUUGGUAUGGACGCUUAAGCACUCACCCAGCGUGUUUGAUAUCCCGCUUCGCUUCAUUGUGGAUCACGCGUGGGGUCGCCGUGUGCCAAGUCUUUGGUGGCUGCAGGACACCGUAAGCCAGGCUGAGUUUUGGACGGAAUGGCAGGUUCUGGCCUACAUGGUGUUGAACCUUUCUUUAAGCGUGGCGCAGCUCUCAUGGUUCUUUGGUUUUGGUGUCAGUGCCAUUAAGGCAGGGACAUAUCACUUUUAUCUUAUGCCAUUGCUCUGGCGACGCGGAACGGUUAGGAAAGAAAGGCCACAAGGAGAAGAAGAAGAAAGAGGACAACAAUCUGUAAAACGUUUCGAUCAGUGUGUUUUUGCUGCAAGUGGAUUUGGAACACCAUUUUAUGUGGCAUUUAUUUUAUUCACGACCCUUGCGCUGGUGUCCACCUUUUUGGCUUUUGUAGGGACGACAAUGAGCUUGCCGUCCCUUGCCGCUCCAUCGCCGCUGCGAUUGCUAUGGACGGCUGUUCCGGUCAAUCUCACAGACACCGAUUCCGGCAGCAGAAGAAAAAUGGUGUGUGCCCUCGGUAUUUUGGAAAGCUCACCCGUUGGCGUGUUACGCUUCACCGCUGUACUUAGCUUUAUUGCUGGCAUCGUGUUGUUUGCGUGGGUGCCAUACUGUGUUUUGCAUGUGAGCAGCAUGCUUGCCCACUUGAAUCCUGUGACGGAGCCUGAGGAACGUCAGGAACUUGCUGCGAUGGCGUUUUUGCGGUCAAAACAGGCGGCGGCACGACGUAGGACGGGAGAAAGCCAUUCUUUUGGCCUUGUUUCUUCUACCACUCACACCACCACUUCGUGGUCGCGACUCACGCGUUGUUGGUACCGAAACAAAGGCCGAGGUGCUCUGGGUGUUGGUUAUUGCGGCAACCGUGAAAAGAAUGGGCAUUCUGGAGGUCAAUGUGGUGCAUCCGCGUCUUCGACUCCUCCUGCCGCUGCUUCUGCUGCUGCGGUAAGUGGCAGUGUUAUUUUUAAUUUAUCGAGCCCGUUUAUGUUGUACCCAGAGCAGUACCACGCGACGACACGGGCAGGUGACGGUGUCCGUGUCUUGGAGCUCUUCAAGCAUUUACGGCUUAUCACACUGGAAGAAAAUUGGUUUUGUUACCACAUAACCGAAGUGCUGCUACUCCGUCUUCCUUUUUUGGUUCUUGUGUUCAUGGUAUCAUCAUUGCUGGUUGCUGGACGGUUUGCGCGCUGCUAUGAGUUUUGGGCCUUUGGGGAACCAGAUUUAGAAUCUGCGAGACCAUCCCAUAAAAGUAACGUGGUGUACGUACCUCCCUUCUGUAAAGAAGCGGCCUCAGUUCCCAUUAGCGACCAGCUCUAUGGGAGGCUAGUGCUUUUUGCUGCAGUAAGUGGUGGAUUCUUUAUGGCACCGCUUGUGUUUGCCGUGCCUGCCUUCAUUUUACUGCGUUGUAGGUGGGAGCGUUGGCGUUGCAUGCGGAUGACCGCCUCGCUUGCACAGCUGAUGCAGGUGGAUGUGAGGCAGGUUCGUGACGCUGCACCCAGGCAGCCCCAUGGUACGGUGGCGAGCCCCACACUGCCGCUGCUGUGGAACGGAGAAAAGGAAGCGGAAGUGAUACGAAGCGAAGCAAGAGAAGUGAGCCCUGUUCCACUCGAGGUGCCAGUUGGUAUGAAUAAAGGCACAACGCUCACGCCAAGUGCGGCUUUGGGUGGAUUGGCAGGGGCUCAGUUUUUCAUGGCCACCCAGAAAAGCGUCGAAGGACUGAACGCAUGGAAUACGAACUGCAACGGAACGAGAAAAACAGCGGCCAUGGCGUCGACAACGCGGCGGAUCAGGAGGCAUCGCCACCCCAUGUACAAUGCGCCACUUGUCCCAUCGCAGUAUUAUCAGGCUCUGAAGAAGCGAGAAGAGGCAAAACACACGCCGUCAACAAUCACCCACAAAUUUUGCAGUGGGCUGUGGUGCAUAGUUCAGGUUUCAGUGGAGGCAUUCCCGCUGUUAGUGACACUCACGGCUUGGGUGGGAGCCUGGCGCGCGGUGGUUGCACUUGCAUAUCAGUACGGCAUUUGGACAAACUAA